GUGUGUCGGAGGUGGAAUAUUCGAGCACAGUACACACGAGGGUGAAGGCCACUCGGCGUCUAUUGCCUGGACACACAGCAGAAUGGCGGACAAUAAACUGUACGAAGCUUUAAAUGUCUCAAGAACUGCUUCAGAUACCGAAAUCCGUAGAAAUUAUCGGAAGCUUGCUAAGGAAUACCACCCAGACAAAAACCCUGCUGCUGGUGAUAAGUUUAAAGAGAUCUCCUUUGCCUAUGAAGUGCUAACAGAUCCCCAGAAACGUGAGAUUUAUGACCGUUAUGGCUUGAAAGGGCUUCAGGAAGGAGACAACAACUUUGCUGGGGCAGAAGACCUCUUUGGUCAUUUCUUUGGUGGAGGUGGGCCAUUUGGUGGUUUGUUUGGUGGAUUUGGAGGAGGAGGCCUACGGCACGCACAAAGAAGAGGACCAAGACGGGGCGAGAAUACUGUUCAUAGGUUGAAAGUUUCGUUGGAGGACUUGUAUAAUGGAAAAGUAUCAAAACUGCAACUCUCAAAGAAUACCAUCUGCACUGCAUGUGGAGGUGAGGGUGGACCGGCUGGAGCGCUGCAACCAUGUCGGACAUGUAGUGGACGUGGGGUCAAAGUUACCAUUACCCAGCUAGGUCCAGGCAUGGUGCAACAGAUGCAGAGUCGUUGCCAAGAUUGCGAUGGGGAAGGUGAAGUAAUCAAUGAGCGUGACCGAUGCCAAGUAUGUAUGGGUCGCAAGGUUACACCACAAACGAAGUUACUGGAGGUACAUGUAGAUAAAGGAAUGAAAGAUGAACAACGUAUUACUUUCCGUGGUGAGGGUGAUCAGAUGCCUGGAGUUGAGCCCGGCGAUGUUAUUAUUGUUCUCCAGGUAAGACGUACAGUACGUGUGUGUUGAACUAGCCAUACGUCAAGCUCCUGUUGUGUUGGAUAAACCAAAAAUCUUUAGUUC
Messenger RNA from Homarus americanus (American lobster), 937 nucleotides. Its product is annotated as dnaJ homolog subfamily A member 2-like. The record is from RefSeq and is a predicted model, not a curated record. The transcript has 6 exons. Gene Ontology annotation, biological process: protein refolding. Gene Ontology annotation, molecular function: Hsp70 protein binding. Gene Ontology annotation, cellular component: cytosol; cytoplasm. The coding region runs from base 83 to 883 and encodes 266 amino acids. NCBI's taxonomy places the organism in Eukaryota, Metazoa, Arthropoda, Malacostraca, Decapoda, Nephropidae.